AAUACUGGAGCCAACUGAUGCUGGUGGAGCAGGAAAACAUGGAUCCAGGGCAUGUGAUUGAGAAUGUCAACGCCUUCUCCACCCCCCAGACCCCUGAGGUCCAAGUGAGCAUCCUUGGCCCUCUCACCACCCCGGAGCAGAAGCUCUCCAAGACUCCCUCCUCCAGCUCCCUGUCCCAGAGGGUCCGUUCCACCUUCAGCAAAACCACUCCCAGGUUUGGGAGCAAAAGCAAGUCCAGCAUCCAGCUGGGGCACCAGGGCAACUUCUUUGCCUCUCCCAUGCUGAAGUGAAGCCCUGGGAAUAAAGUUGGUCCCCUCCUGGCAUUUGCACUCCAACAAAUCCAACAAGUCCAA
This is a messenger RNA of Neopelma chrysocephalum (saffron-crested tyrant-manakin), 353 nucleotides long. Its product is annotated as rac GTPase-activating protein 1-like. The transcript is spliced from 4 exons. Bases 18 to 290 code for a protein of 90 amino acids. Lineage: Eukaryota; Metazoa; Chordata; Aves; Passeriformes; Pipridae. The record is from RefSeq and is a predicted model, not a curated record.